This is a messenger RNA of Oncorhynchus keta (chum salmon), 1810 nucleotides long. RefSeq names its product glutamate-rich WD repeat-containing protein 1-like. The record is from RefSeq and is a predicted model, not a curated record. Gene Ontology annotation, molecular function: protein binding. The coding region runs from base 107 to 1462 and encodes 451 amino acids. The transcript has 7 exons. NCBI's taxonomy places the organism in Eukaryota, Metazoa, Chordata, Actinopteri, Salmoniformes, Salmonidae.
AAGAGGUCAGGAAUAGAGGGGGCACAUCAGCUGAAUUAUCGCAAAUGAGCGAGCGAGAGACAAGCCACGUGAUCAAUCCACCGGAAGUAAGCAAACACCUCUCAAAAUGUCGGCGCCCAGAGAAGACACGCUUCCGAACGAAGAUGGAGAGAUGGAAGAAAUGGAAGGGGGUGGCAGCGACGAAGACGAAAUGGAAGAAGAGGGAAAGGAUGGAGAACAGGAAACUCAAGUUUAUGUCCCCGGAAAACAGCCUCUCCAACCCGGAGAGGAGCUCGAGAUGGACCGGUCGGCUUACCGCAUGUACCACGAGUGUCAGACAGGUGCUCCUUGCCUGAGCUUCGACGUGUUGAGAGAUGCGAAUGGAGACGGCAGGGAACAGUAUCCCCUCUCUAUGCUGCUCUGUGCAGGCACACAGGCUGACGCUGCCCUCAGCAACAGACUGCUUCUCAUACGCAUGCACAACCUCCACGGUACUACAGAGAAAGUGAAGGAGGGGGACGAGAGCAGUGAUGGAGAGAGUGAUGAAGAGGAUGAUGAUGAAGAUAAGAAGCCACAGAUGGAGUUGGCCAUGAUGCCUCACUAUGGAGGGAUCAACAGAGUCCGAGUGACUCAUCGUGGAGAUCAGUCAUUGGCUGCUGUCUGGUCAGAGAAAGGUCAGGUGGAGAUAUUUGACCUCCGAUCCCAGAUGGAAGCCGUCCACAGUUCAGCUGCCAUGUCAACCUUUGUUAAACAGCAGAAGGAAUCCACGCCCCUCUUCAGUUUCUCGGGUCACAUGAGUGAGGGCUUUGCCAUUGAUUGGUCGCCCAAAGUACCCGGUCGGCUGGUCAGUGGCGACUGCAAAAAGAACAUCCAUGUGUGGGAACCACAGGAGGGAGGGACUUCCUGGCAGAUCGACCAACGGCCUUUCAGUUCUCACACCAAGUCUGUGGAGGACCUGCAGUGGUCACCCACAGAAGCCACGGUUUUUGCUUCCUGCUCUGUGGAUCAGUCCAUCCGGGUCUGGGACACCAGAGCCCCGCCCAACUCCAUGCUCUGUGCCAAGGAGGCACACUCCUCAGACGUCAACGUCAUCAGUUGGAACAGGACUGAACCGUUCCUCCUGUCUGGCGGGGACGACGGACUUCUGAAAGUUUGGGACUUGAGGCAGUUCCAGUCGGGCCGGCCGGUGGCUAACUUCAAGCAGCACAGCGCGCCAGUGACAUCGGUAGAAUGGAACCCUGUGGACUCCAGCGUGUUCGCCGCCUCUGGAGCGGACGACGUGGUCAGCCAAUGGGACCUAUCGGUAGAGUCAUGUGAUGUGGGUGCAAGGGAGGAGGGGGUGAAGGACCUGCCCCCCCAGCUGCUGUUCCUGCACCAGGGUCAGACAGAGGUCAAGGAAAUCCACUGGCACCCGCAGAUACCUGGAGUGAUGGUCUCUACUGCUCUGUCAGGCUUCAACGUGUUCAGGACCAUCUCUGUAUAGUUGUGUGUGUGUGUGUGUGUGUGUGUGUGUGUGAGAGAGAGAGAGGGUCUAAGUGUGUGUGCCUGUGUUUUUUUAUUUCUCAGUCCCCUCACUGCUCUGUUGGCAUGCAUUUACCAUGUACUGUGCAUGUAUGUUAUUCCUUCUGGCCUUCACAAGUAGCAUGUGUACCAACAUGUUCAAAGUAAAACACUUUACCAAAUUACUGUUUUGGUGUAUAUUUUUUCUCAACCCAACAAAAUGCCUGUUGGUUGACAUGAAGGAAUGAGAUCAUGAGUUAGUCAUUUCCAUUGAUGUACACCCCCCCAUUUCUAGAGUGAUGCUAAUAUUACAUUUUGCUUUUAGAUCAAA